Molecule: messenger RNA, 363 nt
Organism: Blastomyces dermatitidis ER-3
Lineage: Eukaryota; Fungi; Ascomycota; Eurotiomycetes; Onygenales; Ajellomycetaceae
Exons: 1
Coding region: 1-363 (120 amino acids)
Source: RefSeq, a predicted model, not a curated record
AUGCAACCCCCGGAGCAUCGGGUUUACCUAUUACUGUACUCCGUAGUAGUUACAGUACUGAACGCUCCCACUCGCCGUGUUGGGCCCCAACUAACUGCUACAAACCCUGAGCCUGGAGAGUCGCAAUUAGCACGUCGCUUGCUCAGGAUUGUGAUAACGAGGCUUGGUGAUGAUGAUGAUGAUGAUGAUGAUGAUGAUGAUGAUGAUAAAUACGCGGUAUUUUCUACUACGCCGGCUCAGUUAGCCGAACCUCGAACUCAAUAUUUACAACAGUUAUUAUUAUAUUUGCCGCCCAAGAGAGCAUUCAACAAUAAUGACCUCACACCCUUGCGCUAUCUACUUCGUCACAGUGAAAUCGAAUAA